Messenger RNA from Coregonus sp. 'balchen', 12504 nucleotides. Lineage: Eukaryota; Metazoa; Chordata; Actinopteri; Salmoniformes; Salmonidae. The record is from the annotation of a GenBank genome assembly.
AUGGUUACGAGGAUCCCCCCGUCAGGCCUGUCAGAGCUGCUGCUGACCAUCCUCCAGCGGAGCGGCUGGCAGGAGGGCAUGGCUGUGCUGUGCCAGGGCUGGGAGGAGGCUGGCCUGCUGGAACUACUGGAUCUCCAGAGCCGCCUUGGCUGGGGGGCCACCCGCUGGCACCUCCGAGCCCUCCUCAACCUCACCCGGGCCGGACCCACAGAAUCUGAAAUCCAGGACUUCCUUUCGGAACACUUCCGGGGGCAAGGCCCAAGUCAGAUCCCGCCGCCGGCCGCGGUGCUGCUGUUCGGGGCCGACCCGGAGUGUGCAGCGGCGGUGCUACGGAGCGCCCAGGACUUGGGGCUGACGCUGCCCACAGUGCACUGGGUGCUGGGCUACCCGCUGAGCCCCGACGCCCUGCACUCAAUCGGCCUGCCCCUGGGGCUGCUAGCCUACGGUGAGGUGGAGCGCAAGCCGCUGGACUUCUACAUCCGCGACGCGCUGCAGCUGGUGGGCCGGGCGGUGGCAGCGGCCACAGUGGUGCGUCCUGACCUGGCGCUCAUCCAGAACAUGGUCAACUGCUACGACAAGCCCAACAAGCAUGAGGUGCCCUCGUCUGGACAGUACCUCGCCAGGUAAAGCUGGUUUACUUUUAAACUUUUAACUCACAAAGUCUCUGGAGGUUUGAAGGAUUAUAUUGCACACAUACACACAUACUCACAUUAAGAUUGAGAUCACUUUAUUGGUCAAUUGCACAUAACGUCCAACUGAAAUCUGACUUCCACUUUUAACCCAACCCCCCGAAAGACACACAUACAUACACAGGAUUUGGAGAGCUGCGGGAGGCUGCCAUACUGGGUGCCCAGAGAGCUGUUGUUGUGGGGGGUUAAGUGCCUUGCUCAAGGGCACAGCGGCAGCCAACGGCAUCUAUGAUUUAAUACCAGCAACCCUCCGGUUGCCAGCUCUCUUCCCAACAGAUUUUUCCUGUCGGACCCGGGAUUCGAACCGGUUGCUGACUCGCUUCUCUAACCGCUAGGCUACCUGCCGCAUGCAUACAUACCUGCCACAUACAUACUGUACAUACAUACAUACAUGUUUCUUAUACUUAAAUACUGUGUAUACAUCAGUGGUGGUCAGUGCCGUUUAAGAUGAGGGAGGACAACAUUUUUUUUUCAUGAGCAUGGCCUUAUUUCUAUUAUAGCAUAUUGGAUGACUGUCAUUCAUAUUCCAUUCACCCAGUUCAAUGUAACAUUGAUAGGUUUAAGCUACUACAUGAUACUCCAAUUUUCCCUAUACCCAUCAUGAGGUUGCUACAACCUAGCCUAUAAAUGUUUUUCAACAGAAUCGGCAGAAUGAAUACACCCCUGGUCAUGGGUAAACAGUUCACAUUCAUAGCAGCCACGUUGUAUUCCUUCUCGCAUCUAUGCGCUCUCCUCUCACCUUUUUUGUGGACUUCAAUGCACAACACAUCAGCUGUAUGUGACCAGGCGAAAAAACCUUUCCAAGCCAAACCGUAUCAUAACUACUACACACAGCCUACAUCGUUGUCACCAUAUUAAAUAACGUCAUAGUCAACAUAGCUAAUAGAACUACAGUAACGUGUUAGUAAACCCGCUACAAUCAUGCAGUAACUUUACAGUGUAUAAUCAGUUAGCAGUUUAGCAGUUACACCGGCGGGCCCCGGUGGCAAUAAAUCAGUAGAACCAAAAGCUUACAUUGACUUGGAAGAGUUCCAGUGUUGUGUUGGAUAGUCAUAGCCAGCUAGCUAACAUAGCAUCCCUCUGUUUGAGCAGGGUUUUUGAGUAGGCUAAACUAGCUAGCUGCAUUUGCUAGCUAAGUAAGUUCAACUGAAAGUAAAAAAAAUAAAAUAAGACAAUCUCUCUCUUGCUUCUCCUUCAUUUUUGAUGAAAUUAAUUUGUUCAAAACUAUUCAAUUUUCUUUCUCUCUCUUUAAGUUAACUACUCACCACAUUUUAUGCACUGCAGUGCUAGCUAGCUGUAGCUUAUGCUUUCAGUACUAGAUGCAUUCUCUGAUCCUUUGAUUGGGUGUACAACAUGUCAGUUCAUGCUGCAAGAGCUCUGAUAGGUUGGAGGAUGUCCUCCGGAAGAUGUCAUAAUUACUGUGUAAGUCUAUGGAAGGGGUUGAGAACCAUGAGCCUCCUAGGUUUUGUAUUGAAGUCAAUGUACCCAGAGGAAGACGGAAGCUAGCUGUCCUCCGGCUACACCAUGGUGCUACCCUACAGAGUGCUGUUGAGGCUACUGUAGACCUUCAUUGCAAAACGGUGUGCUUGAAUAAAUUAUUUGGUGACGUGACUAUAUUUAGUAUAGUUUUAUCUAAAAAGAAUAACUUUUUAAAUGUUUUGACAUUUUAAUUUUUAUGAAAUUCCUCCUCUUCCUCCCCUGGUAUACAUACAUACUCUUACAUCUCCUCCUUUCAGCCAAGUUGUGUCUGAAUAGUGUUUUCGGGGAGAUAUUAUUAUAAUAGACUUGUUUAGUAAGCGCUAUAGACAGUUGAAUAGUGGUUCUUUCCCAGUGUUUGCAUGAGUCUGCAAAUAGGCCUAUCUCUUGCGGAGGUCAGACUGCUCGUCACCCCUAACCACAGAGCAGCUCUUCCAAACACAGUGAUAGAUGCAGCCUCCUGUGUUUGGAGAGAGGCUGGAGUGUGUUUGUACACACACAUACAUACACACACACACACAUACAGACAGAUACUCACACACGCGUAUACACACACACUCUCUCUCUUCCUCUCUCUCACACACACACACACGCGUGUGCGCACCCAGCUGGAAUACAAACAUGAAGUGGAGGAGGGUAGAGCUUUAAGCUUUAUUCAUGAGUUCCAGUCAGUUGCCUCCACAACAGAGGAGCCAGCCAGACAGGCAUGCUUCCUUAUCAAAAGAGCCCACAGCCCUUUCUGCCUCUCAGUGGCUCAGAGCAGAGCGACAGCAGCACACAGCUUUACACCCGCUCUAUCUGCCACGGACCAGAGUAACAACCGCCGCGCAACCUAGCAAUGCAGCCAGCGUCUCAGCACAAAAACACAAUAGGAUGAGCUACAAUUGGGCCCAAUUGUACCCCGACUCAGCUAAAGCAUGUUGGAAAAAAUAAUAUAGCGGAAAUGAUGCAAGACAAUAACUGGUGGGGGCUGGACUGCUAGAGCACUGGUGAAUUGCAUUUAUUCAUUGGCGAAAAAAGGCAAGUCAUUUCCCCGUGGUGAGCACUAACCAGUAGGCUUCAGGAGUAGAGUUUGUUGCCUGGGGCUUCAACUCAGAGGCGAAUGAUUACAACAUUACGGCGUCUCCGCGUAUGAGAAACAUUUUGGAAAUCACCCCAUUAUAACAAUGUUCAGUUCUACCAAGUCAUUUAAGAGGGCCAUCAAACGAAUGGGAUUGCACCGGGUGCCUAGUAAAGAUCGACGAUGUCGAGCUAAAGACGGCGUUUUGCUCAAGAACAACUCCAUGAUGAAGUGUCAUAAUCACAAUGGCCCCUAGCUACAUAACAGAUACAUAAUAGAACAGCUAUUAGAGAGAGAAUUGGGCUUCGGGGAGGAAGGAAUGGAAUUUGAGAGAAAUACAUGAGGGAUGAUAGUAAGUAAAGAGAGGAGCGGUAGAGAGAAACCCAAAGGUACAGGUUGGGGGGGAUGUGUGGGGGGCUUUUAAGUAAUUACAACCUGUACCUACUGGUAAAGAGAAACGCAUAGCCUUUCAAUGUAACGAUGUAAUGGCAUUCAGCUCCUUUUCCCUCUUGUGGAGCUGAGGAGAAGGAGGGGAGGUGGGGAACUAUAUAGGCUGGGAUAGGGAGAAAUUAAUUACCUAAAGGUUUGGGGCCAAAUUACCUUUUUCUGAUUCCUCCAUCUUUUAGAUGAAAGGAGUUCAGCGGCGAUCGCGCGGCGUCACCUCAAUUAUUAAUGGCUGCACACAUUCCUCAUGACUCAACAUGACGGUCACAGCUGCCCUGAAUUUCCUGAUGUGACCCCUUCGCUAGGCUAAGCUAACUAAUUGGAGGGCUAACCACUAUGGGCUAAUGAUUCGCUAAACAUGGAUCCGAGGCAGACAUUUAUGAACGGGGGCAGGUUUUUACAUGGAAAUACCUACUGGGCACAAACCGGUUGACUCAACAUUGUUUCAACGUAAUUUGUCAGCGUAUUGUGAUGUGGAAUCUACGUGGAUUUGAAAAAAGUAAUCAACUGUUGUUUUGAGUGUGAAAUUUCAACCACAUGAUUGUCAUCAUUGUAACCAAUUUUCAACUUAGACAAACCAUGUAUAAAAUAUGUUGAAUUUGUACCUUUCGAACAAUGUCAUAUCUUCAACAUUAUACCCACUAUAAAAAAAUUUAAUAAAUAUGUUUUGCAGCACCACCUAUUGGAGAGUUGAUCUACAACUAUUCCUUUGGUCUCCCAUCCAGGGUUUUAACCAAGCCCAGCUUUUAUAUUUGUCACUGACUACUACCAAUGUGGUACAUUGAGAAUGAUUGUUGAGAGACCUCUUAAUAACUAAAUAUGUUCACUGUUGCUAUCGAAGUCAUUCCAAAAGGUAGGUUUAACAGAGCAGAAGACACAUCUAUCCAAGCAGAAGACACAUAUCCUUCAAAUUUUGAUAUUUGGGUGCGUUGAAAUGGAGACAUGAAUCCAACAUAUCAAUGAUUAAUUUGUAGACAAACUGGAAUUUGUUGUCAAUCAAACACAAUAAAAUAAUAUUUUUCUAAUACAGUAAAUAGCCUAAAGCUAAGGCUAUCUUACAAACGAAUGUAACAGUAUUUAUUCAACCUUAAAACACAUCCAUGGCUACAUUUUGAGGUUAGCCUACUGUAACUAUAAAUGUCUUCUUAUGUAAUCAUAGAAAGCGUGCAUGUUCAAUAUAACAUGCAAACGUUGCAGGUCUGUGGAGAUCUUCACAAUUGCUAUAAUGAUCUGUGCAGAAUCUCAAACAGCAUUGAUCACUUGCACUAUGUACUUUUAAUGUAAUCUCAACUGCAAUCUGGGUCAUUUGGUUGUGCUAUUAGAUGAAGCACAGUGAUAACACAUUAAGUUGUUGUAUAAAUACAAAAUAUCAGACAUUGUAUUCCCAUUUAAACUUUGUUGUGCUUUUAAAUGGUUGAAAGCGCAGAUAACACAUUUAGAUGACAACUAAACCAAAAAUCAGACAUUGUUCUUCCAUUGGAAUUUGGUUUUGCUUUUAGAUGGUAGAAAGCAUAGUGAUAACACAUUGGGAAUUCAACAAACUUCUGGCUGUCUUUUUGAGUGGGUGAAUAAAGCUUGACAUCUCACUGAUCAAUGUCUCAACCAAAUAUUACCAACAUUUGAAAUGUUGAAAUGACGUGGUGUGCCCAGUGAGACAAAGUAGAGCCGGGAGUUUACAGUCUGUGAGGAGGCCCAAAGUGUGUCAGUCAGAAAGAUAGCUAAUCCUAGCCACGGGAAAACAACUAGCUGUCAGUCAGGGCUGUGAUGAUACACUGUUGGCCUUGCUGCAGGAGCAGGGUGGAUUAGUUUGGCUUCAAUAGAUGCUAAUCCUGGUUUUGACAUGUUGUACUACAGUACCGGUUCCUGUCUAGACUGUGCUGCAGGUCAGAUGUGUCACUGUCUGCGAUGCAGUUCACUGUCCAUCCAUUUUCUACAGUAAGUUUGAAACUGUACAGUCUGACUCACUCCCCCUCUGGCAAGAAGUUUGUGGAGUCCAUACAUGCCCCUCCCCCCACCACACCAUAAGAAAUAAUCUGUGGGAAACACUGGUGAUUUAUUAUGCACUGGCUUCGGACUCUCACAAAUGCAUGCAAUAAAAAGCCUGAAGGAUAAUGAAGUCCUGUAAUCUAAUGUGAUCUCCUCUGGCCCAUAGAUUCCUGUCUAACACAUCGUUCUCAGGGCUGACGGGGCCGGUGUCGGUGCAGAGGAACCUGUCCCGGGUUCUCACCUCUCAGCGCUUCCACAUCUGGAGCCUGCGGCGGGAUGCGGUGGGCCAGCCCACCUGGGUGACGGUGGGCAGCUGGGAGGGGGGCCGCCUGAAGGUGGAGGACCAGGGCCUCUGGCAGGGGCCCAAUGGCAAGGGCCAUGGCCUGGGGGAGGGGGGCGGGGGCCGGUGGCAGGCAGGCAUGCCUGUGGCAGACAGCCGGGUGCGGGUAGUUACCCUGGUGGAGCACCCCUUUGUAUUCACGCGGGAAGUGGAUGAGGACGGGAACUGCCCGGCCGGACAGUACUGCCUGGAUGCAGGGACGAACAGCUCGGACAUGCUGGAGCGCUACUUCAGCGAGCGCGCCUCGGGAAACUCUACCUUCCUGCCCACGGACCACAGCAAGUGUUGCUAUGGAUACUGCAUUGACCUGCUGGAGAAACUGGCCGAGGACUUGCGCUUCGAGUACGACCUGUACAUCGUGGGUGACGGGAAGUAUGGCGCGUCGAAGAGCGGCCGCUGGACAGGGCUGGUGGGCGACCUGCUCAAUGGCGUGGCCGACAUGGCCGUCACCUCAUUCAGCAUUAACUCAGUGCGUAGCCGUGUCAUCGACUUCACCUCACCCUUCUUCUCCACCUCGCUGGGCAUCCUGGUGCGCAGCAAGGACACAGCGGCGCCCAUCGGCGCCUUCAUGUGGCCCCUUCACUGGUCCAUGUGGGUGGGCAUCUUUGUGGCACUGCACAUCACCGCCCUCUUCCUCACCCUCUAUGAGUGGAAAAGCCCUUUUGGCAUGACGCCACACGGACGCAACCGCCUGCGCGUCUUCUCCUACUCGUCGGCACUCAACCUGUGCUACGCCAUCCUGUUCGGCCGCACGGUCUCCAGCAAGACUCCCAAGUGCUGGACGGGUCGGUUUCUGAUGAACCUGUGGGCCAUCUUCUGCCUGCUGGUGCUGUCCAGCUAUACAGCCAACCUGGCCGCCGUCAUGGUCGGCGAGAAGACCUUCGAGGAGCUCUCGGGGAUCCACGACGCCAAGGUGAGACCCACACUAAAUGGUUAUUUUAAUGUUGUCUGUAUUUAUUUGUUUUGAUUAUUAACUCUUUCCUCUCCCUUCCUCCCUAGCUCCACCACCCGUCCCAUGGUUUCAGGUUUGGGACGGUGAGAGAGAGCAGUGCAGAGGAGUACAUGAAGAAGAGUUUCCCAGAGAUGCACGAGUACAUGAGGCGCUACAAUGAGCCCACCACACCUGAUGGAGUGUCCACCCUCAAGUAAGAGAUCACAACAUAUACAACCCUUCUCCUGGAGAGCUACAGGCCUACACUCACAUACCCGAUUCAGCUAAUCAAGGUCCUAAUGAGCAGCUGCUUCUGAAGUAGGUUUCCAAGAGUAGGAUUGUCCAUGGCACCCCUGCUCUAUAGCCGUAGAAAUGCUAUUUAAAUGCACGUUAACCUAAGUUUGAUCGUAUUCAUGUGAGUGUUUAUAAGUGUUGUUGAAGUUAUUUGUCCAGAGGUGGAUAAAGUAGAACACUUUCUGUUCUGUCAAGAAAGAGUUUUUAAUUAUUUCUGUCUUCUUCUCACCUUCCUACGGGAGAAGUGUUUGUUGUGGUUCUCAGGCAAAGGUCUGUCAUCCAGGCAGACAGAAGAGAAAGGCAAAGGAGAGCAGAGCCCAGUGGUAUUGCUUCAAAACAAGAUGACAUGUGAAAGGGAGCACACAUAAACAAAAUGGCUCUCUACACAGGGUUGCAAAGUUGAACUUGAGAUGGAUGAAAGAGGGUUAUAGUUCAAUUCAGACGAGGCGAGAGAAGACUGCUGGCAUUUGAGCUUUUGUGUGUUACUGUAUGGAAUGUGGAUCCUCCUAUCUUUGCUUUGUUAGAUCUUUUGACUAUGUUAGCCAGUAGCCACAUACAGAUAUUUGUUUGUAUUGUGUUGCAAAUACUUACUUAAGGGUCCAUCCAUUUGAAUUCAACGACUUUUUGACAGCACCUCUUUUUAUUUCAACGAAACCUUCCAUAAGUAUUUGCCCAUUGUAGAAGUGCUCAGAAAGUUACUUUUUGGACCUGAAUGCCAAAAACAUUGAAGAGAUAAAGGUGCUCAAAGUUGACCUAUUUUGCAUACCCCACCAUACCAUGAGACAUCCAUGUCUUCAUCACUGGAAAAGAUAAACAGUUGAGAUUUAUAAAAAUUAAAGCUUACAAACAAGGUUGUCGAAAAAUUUGUAAUUUCUUGAAAAAAAAGCUUUUUAAUAAAAUUUGUCAUAUUUUUACCUUAAACGUCAAUUAUCUUCGGGGGGGUUUUCAUAUUCGCAUAUGUAGUAGCUUAGACCAUAUUAUACUUCAUCUGAGGUUUUUGUGUUGUGCCCGCUAUCGGCUGAGAUACAACAUGCUCUUGAAUACAGGGUGGGUGUCAUGUUUUGGCUGAUAAAUUAACUAAAAUGGGAAUAAAAUAGAAAUGUAAACUUUGAAAUUGUACCACAAAGAUGUUUUGAGGUCCACACAUCAGAUAAUAUUUACUUGAAUGGGAAUAUCUGUUGGUUUAAAUGAUACUGUCAAUUAUCCAUAAGAAACCUAUUGAAAUCGUAGAAAUAUAAUAUAUAAUAUACAUGACAAUUUAAGUUGACAUUCGACGGUGGGUGGACCAGUGGCCAUCUUUAUGAUAGUAAUUAAAAGUUACAAUUUCAAUUUGAAUUACAUUUCAAUGGAGCACCAGCUAAAUUGCAGUGUUCUGAAGGAAUAGGUCCAUUCUACAAAUUAUAUUUCUAUGAUUGAAAUUACAUCCACCCUGUAUUUAAAAGCAUGUUGUGUCUCAACCGAUAGUGGGCUCAACACAAACACCUCAGAUGAUGUAAAAAUAGGUUCUAAGCUACAACAUAUGCGAAUAUGAAGGGAAAAAACGGAGUUUGCGUGUUUUUAGAUCAUUGACAUUAAAGGUUAAAAAUGUCAUAGUUUUUCAUUAAAAAACAUUUAUUUUACAAAAUUAUAAAACUGUUUGACAACCCUGUUUGUAAACUUUUAAAUGAUAUCAAAGUCAACUAUUUAUCUUUUCCAGUGAUGAAGACAUGGAUGUCUCAUGGUAUGGUGGGGUAUGGAAAAUGGGACAACUUUGAGCACCUUUAUCUCCUGAAUGUUUUGGCAUUCAGGUCCAAAAAGUCACUUUCUGACCACUUCUUCCAUGGGCAAACAUAUAUGUAAAGUUUUGUUUAAAUCAAAAGGGAUGCUGUCAAAAAGUGAUUGAAUUGAAAUGGAUUUACCCUUAAUUACACUUGUGGGAGUUGGCCUAUAUGGGUAGGGCUAAAUUGAAAUGUUUCUUACAGAAGAAAAUACGGAACGCAUAUGCAUAACCAUUGUAGAAAUUAAAAGGGAACAGUUUGGAGAUUAUGGGACAAAUUAUUAGACUAAAGGUGAGGACACAACAGUCCAAACAUUACACUGUUGAUUUUAUGUGCAUUUUACAUUUACUUUACUUUUUGCCGCAUUUGUUUUUGAAAAUACUCUAGAUACAUUCAUUAACAUGAUACGAAUAUUCUUGGAACAUUUGGGGUAGGUGCAACAUAAGACAAGAAAAUAACAAGUGUUUGAGUGAGAGGCCUAACUGGUGUCUCCAAGUGGCCACACACCUCUCCAAAGUGUGCACAGUUCCUAAGUCAUUUCAAUGCACUUUUAUGACUCAAAGAAGAGUCUUCAACUAUAAGGUGCUUUUCUGAGCUCUCCUAGCUGUGCUGUUGAUGAACUAGAGCAAUCACACACUUGUAGUUGUUUUCUUUGGAACACAACCCUGCAUCCUCGCCUUUACACAAUUACUGUUGUUGUUUACACAAUUCAAAAAUGGUGCAUUAUAAAUCGCAAUCUGGGUCAGGUGAGCAUUAUUUGAUAGCGUGAUCUAUUGCCAACAUGACAAGCUAAAUGAUCAAAUACGAUAUUACAGUGUUAGGCUUUUACUAGGCAAUUCAGAGAAGCAGAUCGUAAUAGAAUGGAGUCAUGAGUGCAUUCAGAUGCGUGGUCCGCGGCAACUUUUCUUUACAAUAAAAUUAACAUAGGGUAAUUCUGUUCAGGACAGUCCAGGGUGUAACGCCAUGUCAUCUUGUAACUGUACAUCAAACAUAGUGUUCAUAAACGUUGACACUGUAUACAUACGUUUUAUGAUAUGGAAAUGUGAAGUGCAUAUUUGGACUCACGGGUGUUUGGCUUGCUUGUAUGACAUAAAAGCGGUAUUUAUUAUAAUCAACAAUGUCGCAUCUUUCAAAAUACAUUGAGUCCUCGUAAUUUACAGUAUUACAUUUGCAAAAGUAGCCCAAUUAGCGGGAGGAAUGGUGGCAACCUCUUGUCACGCGCAGUGCUCAAGUUCAGAACGGCUGUCAGUCAAAACCCAUACAGCGCUGUGAAGCUGAGAACCUGAGCUCUGACAUCAUGUAUAGCAUGUUACUGUACAGCCACUGCAUUCCAAUGUAGGCGCUUAUCAGUGUCCAAAUGUGCCAUUUUCAACCGGAUACAGGUACAAGUGUAAAGGGCUACUCCUAUUCGUCCCUGGAGGAACAUAGGGCCUGUACUAAAGUUUUCCAUUGUUGCUGUAUUCUUUGCCUCAGGCCAUGACAAGCGGAUCUUCUUGAGUUCUGCUUCUAGACACCUGCGCUUGUUGGACGUCCUCUUCUUCACUUGCCUUGAGGAUUCCAAUCCUGGGCAUGUUUUGCAAUGUUCUCCGGGCCUCUCUGGACCGUGUGACCAACCCGUCUCCACUUCCGCUCCUGGAUGGUGCUCGAAACGGGCUUCUGGUUGCUUUUCUUCCACAGGUCUAUAUUAGAGAUCCGCUCAAGCAACCAUAUGAGUGAGCAGGAUUUGUCUGAGGCAGGAGUUUACAAAGACCUGUAGCUUGUGUUCCAGGCUCUUAAUCAGUUGCAAAAUAACUCAAUACAACUCUUCUAAGUGGAUGGUUUGAUUAAACAACCAAAGUGCCAGAAAAUUGCCAGUAAUAUUCACUGUUGAUUUCUUACCCAAGAGGUCAUCCACCCCUUACAAUUGAAGUCAGAGGAUUCGAGAGCUGACACACAUGAUAAUAUGCAGUUUUGACAUCUUGAGCCUCCAUUACGAUAGUUCCCAUGACCCAUAAUCCUCUCUGGUACAGCUAAUGUGCCUAGUCAGGGGUCACGCCAUAAAAUAAGUUGAGUGCCUGAUUUGGGUGUUCUCCCAUUUUGCCAUUGCCUCAAUCAGUGUACUCUGCAUUCAUUCCAGUCUUGUUUGGUCGGACAAGCGAUGAAUGGCUUUGCUUUACCAUUCUCCUUCUGCCCAAUUUCUCUAGCGGACUGAUUCUGAGUCCCCCAUUUACACUGAGACAUUAAGUAUAAUCAUGAUGGUGACGAGGGUCAUGUGCUAAAUCUGGAAUGAGGGAGGAAAUGUCCCCAAGGCCGGAUGAGGGACAGAGACGAGUGUUUGUGGCGAUUGGUAAAAGGUUUGUUAGGGACAUAGCCUGUUUGGUGUGUGGUGCGUAGGAUUGGGACAUGAUCUAUUUCAAACUUGGCCUGUUUGGUUUGUGGCUAUUGGGACGUGUUCUGUUUGGUGUGUUGUGAUUGGGACUUGGCCUGUUUGGUGUGUGGCGAAUGGGACGUGGUCUAUUUGGUGUGUAGGCCUAGCGUUUGGGACAUGACUUUUGUCAUACGUUUUGUGGUGCGUUCCAUUGUCCCCUGUUCUCUGUCUAUAACCCCUUCUCCCUGUGUGUUGAAGGGUAGAUCCCCCUCAGCUUGAUGCCUUCAUCAUGGACAAGGCCCUGCUGGACUACGAGGUGUCCAUCGACGCAGACUGCAAGCUGCUCACCGUGGGCAAACCCUUCGCCAUCGAAGGUAAGAAACCGCUGUGCACCCCAACACUGUAUUGUUUUGAUAGCUCUCGAACUUAGCGGCUGUAGUGCCCUUAUCUUCUGUUGUGUGUGUGUGUAUGCGUCUGUCUGUCUGCCUGCCUGUGCAUGUUUAUGUGUAUGUGUGUUACAGUGUAUGUGUUACAGUGUACAUCUCUUUUUACGUGUGUGUGCGAGUGUGUGUUUGCUUGAGUGCCCUGGUGUAGGUGGGCAUGCACUUGCUUGCCUGUGUGUUUGGAUUCCCCGUCCUCUCCCUGUUUUUACGUUCGUCCACAUCUCAAAUUAACAUUAUUUUGAUUUGAAUAUGUAAUUAUUCAAAUAUAUUUGCUGCUAUUUUAUCUGAAUCAACAUCACACCCCUGUCUCUGAGAGCUGGUGCAGGAUUAUGAGAAAUAAGUGGAAAUAGACUCCCACGCCUUUCUGUUUUUGUCUUUCUGCAUUGGUGCUCCCACAUUGUCAACGCAUUAAGGUUAUCUUUUCACUGUCAAUAUUUUUUAUAGCAGUUAGUAGUGGGUUCUGGAGACCCACAAGGUGUGCAGGCUUUUAUUCCAACCCUGCAUGAAACGGAAGGAAACAGCAUGAAACAGCAUGAAAUGGAGACAUACUAGUAUCUGAACUAGUAAGAAACAAGUUUUCUGUUGAACAAAACGUAAUUUGUGUGCCUUAAUAACACAACCCUAAUUCAGUUGACCAAGGUCUUGAUGAGUACUUGGUUAUCUGUAUCAGAUGUAUUUGUGCAGGGAUAGGACAAAAGCCAGCACGCCCUGUGGGUCUCAACUUCAACCAGGAUUGA